AUUCACAAUAACGACGAGCAGUAUAAAUGCCCUCACUGUUCCGCAAGUUUUGUGACACAUCAGCAUUUGGUUAUCCACCUACGUUAUCACACCGGAGAGAGGCCUUUUGAGUGCCAUUUUUGUCACAAAAAAUUCAUUUCGAACGCCACCUUUAAAGCACACAUCAAAAUUCAUAACAAGGAUAAACAAUGUCCUCACUGUCCUGCCAAGUUGUUGACCACAGGGAAACUAAAGAUUCACAUCCGCAUCCAUCAUACCGGUGAGAAGCCGUUCGUUUGCGAAACCUGCAACAACGCUUUCAGUAACUCCACCAGUUUGCUGAAACAUAAAAGAAUUCAUACCAAUGGCAGACAAUAUGAAUGUCCACACUGUCCCGCCAAGUUCCACAAUUCAUUUUACCUCAAAACACACAUCCGCUUUCAUACCGGCGAAAGGCCUUAUGUGUGUAAAGUUUGCGACAAAGCGUUCUACACGUCCGGGAACCUGAAAACGCAUGCUAAAAUCCACAACAAGGACGAACAGCUUCAAUGCAGCUACUGUCCUGCUAGGUUCGCUCAGCCAGGAAGCUUAACGAUUCACAUUCGUACGCACACCGAUGAAAGGCCUUUUAUGUGCGAAAUUUGUGGGGCAAAAUUUACAAAUGGACCGUCGCUCAAGUACCACAUCAACCGAACACACGCCGGCAUGAAAGUGCCCUGCAAGCCCGUAGAAUGUAACAUAUGCAACAAAGUCUUGAGUUGCCCGAGCAGCUUGAAGACGCAUAAGAAAACUCACGAACCCAAGUUAGAGAAGGUUAAAAAAUAUCAGUGUCCCAAAUGUCCAACCAAGUUCUAUGAAGCAGGUUCCCUUAAAAGACACAUCCGUCAUCACACCGGAGAACGGCCUUUUUUGUGUAAAUUGUGCGGCAAAGCGUUCCAUACAGCAUCGAACCUGAAAACGCACGGUAAAACCCACAAUAAGGACCAACAGCAAAAAUGAUGUUCCUGUCCUGCUGGCUUCGUUUAAUCUGUGCCACACUAGUGAAACGUCUUCACAAUAAAAGUUUUGUGUGAAAUCCUGAACAAUGUCUAGUGAUCCAAAGAAAUGGGGAUACCGAACAGAACUAGGUCUGGAAACUGGACACUAGUCCAUGUAUUCUGCCGCAGCUAGGCUAUCCUUUCAAAAAAAUCCUUUUUCGGAAUCUCCUGCGUUCAGUUAUAAGAAAGCAAAAUGAAUAAUGAAACUGGACAAAGUGUGACGGUUGGACCUUAGAUUAUUAGAUACAUUUAUUUAAACCUACGCUUACAAAUCACGUUGGAUGACAAAAAAGAUAAUUUGACAAUCGGUUACAAAAAAGGUUUCGUUCCUUUUUCCGCCUCCGAGGAAGGGUGAGAGACGUUGGGACGGUUCAGUUCUUUCGGCACCAACCCGAUUCGCUCCUUCCCGACCCCUCCUGCGGUGCGGAUGUGUCCAGAACUUAAAUGGGGAAAAACGGUGAAAGAUAAACACAGACGCUGCUAGACUCCGCUGCUAGAUGUCCCCUGUUUUGGCCACCCUGCCCCCGUUAACGGUCGGCGUCGGCGCUACACUACUCGGCGUUCGCAUCCGGGUGCCGCUCCAACAGCAUCGCAACGCCUUGGCCACCAGCGGCACAGGCCGCCACAACGCCGAGUUGCCCAUUUUCGCGCACCAAACG
Messenger RNA from Anopheles bellator, 1675 nucleotides. RefSeq names its product zinc finger protein 470-like. The transcript has a single exon. The annotation marks the transcript as partial. Lineage: Eukaryota; Metazoa; Arthropoda; Insecta; Diptera; Culicidae. The record is from RefSeq and is a predicted model, not a curated record.